GACCUUUCUAUGCUGGUGAGCUCAUACUGUAGAUGACUUAUAGAUGACACAAUGAUGCUCAGGGUUUUGUUUGUGAUGCUGCUGCCAGCAGCGACACAUCAGUCCCCGCGGCCAGCAGACUGCAGUGACGUGUACAGGGCCGGCUCAGGCCAGGACGGCGUGUACACCAUCUACCCAGCAGGCCCCACCUCCCCUGUGCAGGUCUACUGUGACAUGAGCAGAGACGACGUUGACGGUUCUGCUGAAAAGUGGACGGUCAUUCAGAGAAGACAAGAUGGUACUGUAAACUUCUUCAUGAAGUGGGAUCACUACAAAGCUGGGUUUGGGAGCGCUGCUGGAGAGUACUGGCUCGGGCUGGAGACGAUGCACCUGCUGACUCAGGCCAAGACCUACGAGCUGAGGGUGGACAUGGAAGACUUUGAGGGUCAGAAGGUCUUUGCCCACUACUCUUCCUUCUCUGUAGGUCCGGAGUCAGAGGGAUACAAACUUAACCUGGGGGCUUUUGUCAAAGGGGCAGCAGGAGAUUCUCUAAGUGGUCACAAUGGAAAAAAAUUCACCACCACGGAUAAAGAUCAAGAUGAUCAUGGGUCUAACUGCGCCCGGCUGAGCUACGGAGGAUUCUGGUACUAUUCGUGUUUCGGCGCCAACCCUAAUGGCAUUUACACCUGGGGACCUUCACCUCAGGCGGCUGGCGUGCAGUGGAGGACUUUUAAAGGACUUGAAUACUCCCUAAAAACUUUGGUAAUGAAGAUUAGACCAGUUUCUGCAUAAGAAAAACCCAAAAACCGUACUUUGGUAGUUGAGACUGGGAGGUGCAUGACAAACCCUCUGGAGUCAAGUCUUCUAUAUUUAGUAAUUUAGGUAACGUGGAUAAAUAUUUAAAAGCACCCUCAUUCCUGCAGGCUUGCUAGCACUCACUGUUUGACCCAUGUUAUGCUCCUUCCUUAGGGGGUGGAGCAAAUUAAUAGUAGUCCAUGAACAACUAAGAUCCUGAACUACUGACAGCUUCACGUAUAACAGCUCAGAGUCGGGAUGUUCACAAGAUGCAGUUGAUGCUAAUGGAAAAAUGCAGAAUAACAGAAGAAAUAAGACUUAAAGUACAUAUACUCAUUUCAUUCAAUCAUUUUAUUCUGAUCUGGGUUUGUGAUGUCACAGCACCCUACAAAUCUGAAUGACACAUUUUCAGGCCAGCUGAUGGGAUUUUUGAGUUUAAAGUCACUUCAGAAACAUAAAUAUAUCCUCUCAAGCAUAGAAACAGUAAUCUUUGCAUCGUCAUUUCCCUUUAAACUACAACCGUAUGGUGAAAAUCAUUGAGGAUUUAGAACACUGACGUCUAAAUGUCUUGAUUUAGUUUGUUAAAACAGACACAUUUCGCCAGGGGUGUCAGGAAAACCUCACUGAGACUGACCCACAAAGCAGGAAUCAUUUAGCAGCUUCAACUGGAAAUGCUGCUGAUGAAGAUGGCACAGAUGAGAAGAUGCUCAAACGGCUCAAAAAAGUCCUAACUGGACUUUCCACGCAGGGAGAAAUGAUAUCUGCACCAAAAAAAAUGACAAGCUUCCAACAUCUGCUCAUUCAUUUCACUGAAAUCUUCAACAGUAUCAGAUGCAGAUAUUAUGCUCAGCAGGUGGGGAGAAGUUUUACUUUAAAAAGUAGUUAUACACUUUAUUAUCAUUUAGAAUUAUUGUCCCAAAGAUGAAGUACCGCUACUCUGGUUUUUAGCGCCAGCUCAUAAUUAUACCAUUUUAAGUACUACAACUAAUCCUAAUGCUUUAACAUCAUCCUGACUCUUUUUUUUUUCUCUUUUGUGUGCCGCUUUUUUGAUUGGGGUUGCUAAACAUGAUGCUACGCUAUUUUUGUCGUCUAUUUUCUUUUGUUUUCUCUUUUCUUGCUGAAAACUCACGUCAUGCCUGCUGGGUAGCCUGUUAAGGUGAUCGGACUAUUCCAUUCACUAAAACUUUUUUUUCCCCUCCCUCUUUCAUGGGCCCCCGGCGGUGUCUGGGGAAGCUGCACCGGUUGCACUGCCGAUAUUUACGCCUGUGCCUU
Molecule: messenger RNA, 2046 nt
Organism: Cololabis saira (Pacific saury)
Lineage: Eukaryota; Metazoa; Chordata; Actinopteri; Beloniformes; Belonidae
Product: microfibril-associated glycoprotein 4-like
Exons: 5
Coding region: 52-771 (239 amino acids)
Biological process (GO): elastic fiber assembly
Source: RefSeq, a predicted model, not a curated record